AUGGAUCGAGAGAGGCCGCGGUCAGUAACGCCUCAGAGCCAGAAAAGCUCUCAGCGAAGGCAUGGCUUGAAGAUGCAAAUGCUUCCGGUCCCCAACGAUCUGAAGCCCCAAGAGAGGCUGCGAAUGACGCAGGAAGAAGACGGCUUGCAAGAGGACUUGGAUGAGUACCAACGCGAACGCCUACAAUCCAGUUUCGAAAGAGAUGAGGAUUUCAAGUUCAAACGACACAAGCACCGGAACAACGCGGGCACCGCCAGUUUGGGAGAGAGACUGGAUAAUAUUCACGAGCAACAGCGCGCCCGCUGGAUGGACAACUUUAAUUCGUCAGCUAAUAUGGACCGUUUUCCUCGUUCUUCGCAGCGCGAAAGAUCAUCGCAAGAGUCGCAACAUCCACAGCAGUCAAUGCUGCCUCUCCCGACGGCUCCUUACAUGCCUUACAUGUACUAUUAUCCCUACGGUCCGCCUAUGGCGCAUCCCCAUAUGUCGACUUCUCCAUCUAGAGCUGGGGACCAAGAAAUGGCACAAUAUGUCAAUUCCUCACAAGGAUACCCCAACACCUCCACACAACCAUUUAUGCCUCCAAUGCCCCCUCCCAAUAGUCAGUUAAUGCCACCACCACCGUUAUAUCCAGGCUACUCGGCGUACAACUAUUAUAAUGACGUCCAGAGUAGUGUGGCUAAGAAGAGUCAACAGCGGCGGGAAAAGCGAAAUUCUCUAAUGGCCCAAAGAGGUCGCAGAUUAUCGCUCCUGUCGUUACAAGACAAUAGCCACAUAAUAUCACCUCACAAGGACGUACCCGAGCACGAUUUUUAUAGACACAUCGCAAACACAUCUUUUGGCCAAGAUUUGCAAAUACGACAGCUUUUCAGCUGGUGCUUAAUUCGUUGUCUUAGAAAAUGGGAAAACACAGAUCAUUCACCCACUUCAAACGAGGACAAGGGUAACGGAAAGGCGUACGUGGAUCCGAAAAGGAUAUCAUUGGUUAUUAUAAAGGAAUUUGUGGAAGAAUUGCGGAAAGGGAAACUAGACGUCAGUUGGGAUGUUGAAGAGUCGGAAGAUAGUGCUAUUGAAGACAAUACGCGAUAUCAGGAGGAAGACACUGAGCUGCGAGAACUAUUCGAAGAUGACGACGAUGACGACAGCCAGGUUGCACGCAAAAGUCGCAAGAGAAGAAGUAGCCGAAAGCAUUUAAUUAAGUUACCAAACGAAAAAAAUGUACAAAACGCAAAAAACCUGCAUGUGUUACAGAAACAAAUCGAUGCGUUGGAAGAUGAAAUAAAGCGGUGGAUUCAUGAACUGGAUGAACCAGAGAAGACGAGUGAAUGGCAGGUUUUCGGAAAAGAACUGGCAAAUAUAAAAGAGACCUUGGGUCCUAACGGUUCGCUCUAUUCUUCACAGGAUCUGGAAUACGAUCCAGUACCAGAACUGGAGGAAAAAAUUCGCUCUAGAAUGGACAAUCUAUACGCCAUAAGUCACUUCUUGCACUCAAACGCGGAGGUUUUGUCUCACAGCGCACAAUUGAGAUUGCAAAGCUUGUCGAACUGCAUCAACCUUAAUAUAUUCACGUCUCAAGCGGCUGUGCAACCAAAAGAAAAUAUCAAGAGCCUGUUGACCGGACUGAGCAGGCUUAUGGCUCGACCUAAUAACGAUUCUUAA
Molecule: messenger RNA, 1656 nt
Organism: Lachancea nothofagi CBS 11611
Lineage: Eukaryota; Fungi; Ascomycota; Saccharomycetes; Saccharomycetales; Saccharomycetaceae
Source: the annotation of a GenBank genome assembly